AUGUCGGACCCGGCGGCGCAGGCCUUGCAACCCCGGCUUCUCCAAGUCCAGUCUACUGGGUCAGCUGGUUCCAGUACUGCCGCGACAGGCUCCGGAUCAGCGAGUAGUGACCCGGCUAGACCGGGACUUAGCCAGCAACAACGUGCAAGCCAGAAGAAAGCCCAAGUCCGAGCUUUUCCACGGGCGAAAAAGCUUGAGAAACUUGGCGUAUUCUCCGCAUGCAAGGCUAGUGACACAUGCAAGUGCAAUGGAUGGAAAAACCCAAAUCCACCCUCAGCCACACGAAUGGACCUGCAACAGCAAGCAGCCAGCCUGAGCGAGCCGUGCCGCAGCUGUGGACAUGCUCUGGCUGAUCAUGUGUCACACCUGAAGAAUGUGUCUGAGGAUGAGAUAAACCGCUUGUUGGGGAUGGUGGUGGACGUGGAGAACCUCUUCAUGUCUGUACACAAAGAGGAGGACACCGACACCAAACAGGUCUACUUCUACCUAUUCAAGCUGCUGAGGAAAUGCAUCCUGCAGAUGAGCCAGCCAGUCGUAGAGGGAUCCCUCGGAAGUCCACCCUUUGAAAAGCCCAACAUCGAGCAGGGGGUUUUGAAUUUUGUUCAGUAUAAAUUCAGCCACCUGGCACCAAAGGAAAGGCAGACCAUGUUUGAGCUAUCAAAGAUGUUCCUCUUGUGCCUAAAUUACUGGAAGCUGGAGACACCAACACAGUAUCGCCAGCGCACUCAGAAGGACGAUGGGACAGCAUACAAAGUGGACUACACCAGGUGGCUGUGCUACUGCCACGUGCCCCAGAGUAACGACAGCCUGCCGCGCUACGAAACCACUCACGUGUUCGGCCGCAGUUUGCUCAAAUCCAUCUUCACUGUGACCCGACGCCAGCUUCUGGAGAAGUUCAGAGUGGAGAAGGACAAACUGCUACCAGAAAAACGCACGCUCAUCCUCACACACUUUCCCAAGUUCUUGUCCAUGCUGGAGGAGGAAAUCUAUGGGGAGAAUUCCCCAAUCUGGGAGUCCGACUUCACCAUGCCUGCCUCCGACGGCACACAGCUGGGACAUCAGACCGUGAUCAGUCCUGCUGCAGUGUCCGGCUCUCUGCCCAAAGGUCUGAGCAGCGUCUCCUCCCUGGGCAGCAUGGACGCUGGAAGCACAGAGCCCAUCACAGGAGAGAAGCGCAAACUUCCGGAGGCACUGACCUUAGAGGAUGCCAAGCGGAUCCGUGUGAUGGGAGAUAUUCCUAUGGAGCUGGUCAAUGAAGUCAUGAUGACAAUCACUGACCCUGCUGCUAUGCUUGGACCUGAGACUAAUCUGCUGACGCCGAACGCUGCCCGUGAUGAGACUGCCAGGCUGGAGGAGAGGCGGGGAAUCAUAGAGUUCCACGUCAUUGGAAACUCCCUUUCCCAGAAGUCCAACAAGAAGAUCCUGAUGUGGCUGGUGGGCCUGCAGAAUGUCUUCUCUCAUCAAUUACCUCGCAUGCCCAAAGAGUACAUCACACGACUGGUGUUUGACCCGAAGCACAAGACCCUAGCCCUCAUCAAAGAUGGCCGCGUCAUUGGAGGCAUCUGUUUUAGGAUGUUUCCUACUCAGGGAUUCACGGAGAUCGUCUUCUGUGCUGUCACAUCCAAUGAGCAAGUUAAGGGCUAUGGUACCCACCUAAUGAACCACCUGAAGGAGUACCACAUCAAACACAACAUCCUCUAUUUCCUCACUUACGCAGACGAGUACGCCAUUGGCUAUUUCAAGAAGCAGGGCUUUUCCAAAGACAUCAAAGUGCCGAAGAGUCGAUACCUUGGAUACAUCAAAGACUACGAGGGAGCGACCCUCAUGGAGUGUGAGCUGAACCCGAGGAUCCCCUACACGGAGCUCUCUCAUAUCAUUAAAAGACAGAAGGAGAUUAUUAAGAAGCUGAUUGAGAGAAAACAGAGCCAGAUCAGGAAGGUUUACCCAGGUCUCACCUGCUUUAAAGAGGGAGUACGACAGAUCCCGGUGGAGAGCAUUCCAGGCAUAAGAGAGACCGGCUGGAAACCCAGUAACAAGGACAAAGGGAAAGAGGUGAAGGAUCCUGACGUGUUAUACAACAUGCUGAAGAACCUCCUGGCCCAGAUAAAGACUCAUCCUGAUGCGUGGCCCUUCAUGGAACCAGUGAAAAAAUCGGAGGCUCCAGAUUACUACGAGAUUAUCCGCUUCCCCAUUGACCUAAAGACCAUGACAGAGAGACUAAAGAAUAGGUACUAUGUGACCAAGAAGCUUUUCAUUGCCGACCUGCAGCGAAUCAUCACCAACUGUCGCGAGUACAACCCUCCAGACAGCGAGUACUGUAAGAGUGCCAACACCUUGGAGAAGUUCUUCUACUUCAAAUUAAAAGAUGGAGGCCUGAUCGAGAAAUAAAUUUGGCGACAGAAUUAUUUACAGAUUUCUUAACAGACGAGGGGCAACUUUCACACACCAAGAUGGGACAACAUUGCUAGCUAUUGUCAUAUCUGAGUUAAUUUAUGGUAUGUACAUGACACUUUACAAGGGAAUUGUUGGACAGAGCGUUGUUUGGUCAUAUGUGAUGAAGCUGAGCAUUACAAAGGGUCAAAAAUGGCAUUACUUUUCCCUUUUAUGUUGUCAUUUUCUCUUUCCCAGUACUCACAAUGGGUCAAUACUCUGCAUAUACAUGUCUCAUUAAGUGUACCAAAGUUAUAGGUCCAAGUUAUAACAAUGCCACACUUUCCACCAUUAUUUAUUGUACAAUUGACCUGGUUUUGUCGCGUUUUAAUGACAUUUGUUCAUUCCAAUUUGCUUAAAACUCGUCACUCGAGGUAACAUUUAUGUAUUGUAGAGUUCUUUUACAACAAACUGGACCUUGGGACCUAAAGCCACGGUGCCUUCCAUUACUGACAGACACUUGAACAUCCCAGCCAUCUUCAUGGGUAUAAAGAUACAACUUUUUUGAGGGGUGAAGUCCUCAAAGGUCCCAUGGCAUGAAAAUAUAAUUGAGUUUUUCUUUAAACAUAAUAUGCGUCCCCCUAGCCUGCCUAUGGUCCCCCAGUGGAUAGAAAUAGCAAUAGGUGUAAACCGAGCCCUGGGUAUCCUGCUCUGCAUUUGAGAAAAUGAAGGCUCAGAUGGGCCAAUCUGGAAUCUUGCUCCUUGUGAGGCCAUAAGGAGCAAGAUUACCCCCCCCCCCCCUUUCUCUGCUUUGCCCGCACAGAGAAUUUUGCCCUUCCAUGAGAGAGAGAGAGACAUCAUGGCUUUCAAACAAGCAAAACAGCAGUUGAUCAAGGUCAUUUGAUCAGUCGAUUGGUGAAAAAUGUAAUUAAGUUAAAUUGUUACAAGUUGUAAGGGAGUGCCAAUACCUAACACUGCUGGUUUUUAUCUCCCGUGUAUUUUAAAUAUGUCUAUAUUGUUUUUGAAUGUAUAGAAUGUGUGGUAAUUGAAAAGAGUAAAUUAUCAUAUAGGCAGUAGCAACAUUGUUUUCAACAUUCUUCAAUUGAUCGAAAACAUCGCAGAUGAACAGAUAAGGCUGAUGCUAGUGAUGGACUGGGUAUCAAAUAUUUUUUUUAGCAAUAAACUAAAUUUCCCCAACUGUUGCCUUCAAGAAAACACUGUUUUCAUGUUGACAACAUAGAAGAGGCUUAUUUAUACAGUAAAUGAUGCACUAUUUGUACAUUUAUCACUGGCAGGGUUUUAUUCUAAACCAUUCAGGAUGAGGUCGCACAUUAGUAUGGUUCUUACCCUGUCUGCAGGUGAUACUGUAGUUGUUGGCAUUGUUUGUUCUGUUGCUAGACUCUGCAGUACAGUCACUUCCACACACACACUCACACACACACGCUAAGUAGUCUAUAUAGUGUACAGCCACAUUUCUUUGUUGUGGUCCAGGUUUACUGGAUAGUUUGUUGAUACAAUCCAAACAUGGUGGUGGGGAAAGCUACCCAGCCGUCUUCAUAGUGAUGUUCGGGAGAAGGUAACUAUUUAUCACACUGUACACAAGCUGUAGUGGGUGUCAUGCAUGGUGGACUGUUUACAAUUUCAAUUCAUAAAAACCAUCCAACUCUUA
Molecule: messenger RNA, 4039 nt
Organism: Etheostoma cragini (Arkansas darter)
Lineage: Eukaryota; Metazoa; Chordata; Actinopteri; Perciformes; Percidae
Gene: kat2a
Product: K(lysine) acetyltransferase 2A
Exons: 18
Coding region: 1-2388 (795 amino acids)
Biological process (GO): positive regulation of transcription by RNA polymerase II; chromatin remodeling
Cellular component (GO): nucleus; histone acetyltransferase complex
Molecular function (GO): histone H3 acetyltransferase activity; protein binding
Source: RefSeq, a predicted model, not a curated record